Messenger RNA from Sinocyclocheilus grahami, 2732 nucleotides. RefSeq names its product oxysterol-binding protein-related protein 10-like. NCBI's taxonomy places the organism in Eukaryota, Metazoa, Chordata, Actinopteri, Cypriniformes, Cyprinidae. The record is from RefSeq and is a predicted model, not a curated record. Gene Ontology annotation, molecular function: cholesterol binding. Gene Ontology annotation, cellular component: membrane; cytosol. Bases 192 to 2384 code for a protein of 730 amino acids. The transcript has 12 exons.
AGGAUGCGUUUGUAAUAUCCGGGUUGGAAGGAGGGAGUGUCUCAGAUUCCCAGCAGAAACACGCUGGAAAGAGCAGCGAGAGAGACGCGCUCCGCGGGAAUAUGGCAUCGGGCAGAGGGAAGCGGAAGCGCAGCGCGGUGGAAACGGGUUCCAGCUCUCCGGUCAUGAUUUAGAUCGGGAUCCGGACCGCGAUGGAAAAGCCGCUGUGUUCGUCGCAGCCCGCGGCCUCGCUCGGGUUCGGCGGGUCUCCGGCGGGGAACAUCGCGCCGCUGCAGCGCGGACGCACGCGCGGGGUAGAGGGAGUGCUGAGCAAAUACACCAACCUCAUCCAGGGCUGGCAGAACAGGUAUUUCGUGUUGGACCCUGAUGUGGGUCAGCUGCAGUAUUUCGUGAGCGAGCAGGGGCGGAGUCAGAAGGCCCGCGGAUCCCUGCCUCUGAUUGGUGCGUCUGUGACGGCGAGCGACGAGGCGCCUCACAUGUUCAUCGUCAGCUCGGCCAAUGGGGAGCUCUUCAAACUCAGAGCGGUGGACGCCACAGAACAGCAGCAGUGGAUGACGCAGCUACAGGCGUGUACCAGACGCCACUCCGACAGCAGUGCCAAGAUGAGAAAACUGAAGGAUUGUGACGAGCAUCUGUGUGUCGACCGAACUCAGAACACAUUGGAUGCACAGGGUUCGUCGGGCCGAACGCGGAGUUUCUCUCUGCUUCCUCACCUCCCUCCGUCUUCCUCUCCUGCAUCUCAGAGACAUCUCCCUCACCAUGGGCCUCAGAGCAACAUCGUUACCAUCACGCACCAUAAGUCGCCUGCAGCCGCCCGCCGGGCCAGAAACCAGUACCCAGAGCGCCUCCUGGAUGUCAAAGAGGUUAUGAACCAGGCCGAGGGUCAGCAGAAGAGUCUGGUCCAGUCCAUCGAGUCUCUGCCGAUGCGAGGAUCCCUGUCCUGUCUGGAUCAUGACCUGCUGCUGCUGAAAGCCACCUCUGCCGCCACCCUGAGCUGCCUUGGCGAGUGCCUGACUAUAUUACAGCAGAGUGCCGGACACGACUGCGGGCCGCCCUCUGGUGAGUCCAGUACGGACACCCUACAGACGCCCGUGCCUCCUCCAGACCCGGAGCUGGCCAAAGAUCAGGGCGAGGUUGACUGCGGCCCCUGUCCGUAUCUAACGGGCCCAAUGCAGCUAAACGUUUGCAAUAAUUGUUGUGAUGGGAUGGAAGUGAUUUCUCCUGAGGAGGAGGUGAUGGAUUCAGAUGAUAACACUGAAGAAGAUCUGGGUGUGUUGGAUGACCAGAGGAGCGUCAUUCUGCAUCUGCUGUCUCAACUCAAACUGGGCAUGGAUCUCACACGGGUUGUUCUUCCCACAUUCAUCCUGGAGAAGCGUUCACUGCUGGAGAUGUACGCUAACUUCAUGGCGCACCCGGACCUGUUCCUGUCCAUCUCUGCCGGAAGCACCCCAGAGGAGCGUAUGGUGCGUUUCGUUGAAUAUUACAUGACCGCCUUCCAUGAAGGACGUAAGGGUGCCGUCGCCAAAAAGCCCUACAACCCGGUGCUGGGCGAGACCUUCCACUGCUCAUGGGAGGUUCCACAAGAUCGAGUCUGCCCUCUGAGGACUGAGACCAACCCCAAGACUAAUCAGGAGGUGACGGGGGCGGGGUCAGACCCUUACAAGGUGCGUUUCGUGGCAGAGCAGGUUUCCCAUCAUCCUCCGGUGUCUGGGUUUUACUGUGAGUGUGCUGAGAGAGGCAUGUGCGUCAACACACACAUCUGGACCAAGAGCAAGUUCAUGGGCAUGUCAGUGGGCGUCUCUAUGGUAGGAGAAGGCGUGUUGUACCUGCUUGAUCAUGGGGAGGAGUACGCGUUUACAUUCCCGAGUGCGUACGCUCGAUCCAUCCUCACUGUGCCGUGGGUGGAGCUCGGAGGAAAAGUCACCAUCAGCUGCGCUAAGACCGGAUACUCGGCCAACGUCACAUUCCACACCAAACCCUUCUACGGGGGCAAAGUUCACAGGGUCAGUGCAGAGGUGAAGCAAAACUCCAGCGGGAAGGUGGUGUGUAAAGCUCAGGGCGAGUGGAACGGGACACUGGAGUUCAUCUACAGCAGUGGAGAGACCAAAGUCAUCGACACAAACAAACUGCCCGUCAUCAGGAAGAUGAUUCGCCCCGUUGAGAAACAGGGCCGGACCGAGUCCAGGCGUCUCUGGCAGCAUGUGACUGCGGUGCUGAAGGAAGGAAACAUUGAUCUGGCCACUGAACACAAGCAUGUGUUAGAGGAAGACCAGCGAUCAGACGAGAGACAGAGAGCUGCCAACAACAUGCCCUGGAAACCCAAAUACUUCAACAAAGAGGAUGACGAAUGGGUCUACAGAAACCCCUUAUGGAAAACACAUUGAAGAAAAGAAGAUGAACACUGAUCAGACUAACACAGGGACUGAAAACAAACCGCAAAAAUCAAAAACAAGAGAAUAAUGAUGCAUCACACUACAGACUGUACAGAAACCAGUGUGUAUAUAUGAGAACAUGGACACAUAGAACAGACCUUUUAUACACUGUAUAAAUUAUAUAUUAUUUUUCACGAUUAUAACUGAGCCUUUGUGGAUAUGCACAUGUACACAGUAUUUAUGUGAUAUGUUACUAGAUGAUUUGUUAACCGAGUAAGAGUCAUGGAUUUACAUCCAGUGUGCAUUUAACAAUGUGGACAAGAUGUACUGAAUCAAAUUCAGUAUUUCAGCUCAUAUUUC